UGACUACUGCUCUGUUGUUCAGUACAAAUUGAAGGAGUCCUCACCGACAAUAAAUUACAGAUAGAUAAUCAAUAAUUACAUCCAAAAUACUCUUAGCAGCUCCGAUAUCGAACGAUAUUUGUGACUGUGUUCUGUGAGCCUCAGGCAGACGGAGGUUUGUUUUCUAGUAAACAAUGCUAGCAUUGCUAGCUAACUAGCCAGCGUCUCGUCGCCUCCUCCUCAUCUCCAUGGGUCUCUCCCGUUGAGUCUGCCAGGCUUGAGCUGGAGGCAGCGAGGCUAACUAAUUAAUGCCAUCGGCCAGGAACUCAGGUCAUAUUAUGAGUGGGGCGAGUUGCAAAGCGAACGGGGCCGUGUACCCCGCCUCAUCCGCGAUGAUGAACUCUGUGAAGAAACCGAAGAUGGAGCAGAUUCAGGCCGACCAUGAGCUCUUCCUGCAGGCCUUUGAAAAACCAACUCAGAUAUACAGAUUCCUCCGCACAAGGAAUUUGAUUGCACCCAUAUAUUUGCACAGGACGCUCACCUUCAUGUCUCACAGAAACGGCCGAUCAAAUGCCAGAAGGAAAACGUUCAAAGUGGAUGAUAUGUUGCAGACAGUCGAGAGGAUGAAAGGAGAGCAGGAUUCUCUAAGUUUGUCAUCACAUCUACAGUUAACCUUCACUGGGUUCUUCCAUAAGGAUGAAAAGCCAUCUCAGAAUUCAGAAAAUGAACAAAACUCUGUGUCCUUAGAGGUGCUACUUGUCAAAGUCUGCCAUAAAAAACGCAAGGAUGUCAGCUGCCCGAUAAAGCAAGUGCCUACAGGUAAAAAGCAGGUGCCUUUGAAUCCUGACAGUAACCAAACCAAGCAUGGAUCCUACCCUUCCUUACUGGUCUCCAGCAACGAGUUUGAGCCCAGCAACAGCCACAUGGUCAAGUCCUACUCGCUCCUGUUCAGGGUGUCGCGCACGGGGCGGAGGGAAGCGAAUGGUCUGGUCAAUGGAGAGGCCAACGAGAACAUUGAUGUAAUCGAGCCUCCGAGUAGAAAGAAGAGAAGUUCGUCCCACAGAGAGGCGGGAGAGACCACGGAGACCUUUGUUGCACAGAUGACUGUCUUUGAUAAGAACAGGAGGUUGCAGCUGCUGGACGGGGAGUACGAGGUAUCGAUGCAAGGGAUGGAGGACAGCCCCGUCAGCAAGAAGCGAGCUACGUGGGAAACCAUUCUGGAUGGAAAAAGACUGCCACCAUUUGAGACAUUUUCUCAGGGACCCACAUUGCAGUUCAUGCUGCGUUGGACAGGCGAUGCCAGCGGAAAAUCCACUGCCCCCGUGGCAAAACCCCUUGCUACGCGCAACUCGGACAGCUCCAGCCCCAUGGAGACCCGAACCAGCAACCACCGAGCUGCCCUCAUGAGUGAGUAUGAAAAUGGCACAGGAAGUCAUCCAAAUUUCACUGAUGUUUUUGUUUGUUGUUCUUUUUUAAAUGUGCAGCCUCAUCCCAAAGGAGCCAGGAUAGACGUGUCCAUCAAUGAGUGCUAUGACGGCUCGUACGUUGGCAACCCUCAGGACAUCCACAGCCAACCCGGGUUUGCUUUCAGCCGCAACGGCCCAGUUAAGAGGACCGCUGUAACUCACAUACUGGUCUGCAGGCCCAAGAGGACUAAACCGAGUCUGUCCGAGUUCCUGGAGACCGAGGACGGAGAGUUGGAGCAGCAGAGGACGUAUGUCAGCGGACACAACCGCCUCUACUUCCACAGCGACAGCUGCAUGCCGCUGCGGCCCCAGGAGAUGGAGGAGGACAGCGAGGACGAGAGGGACCCGGAGUGGCUCCGAGAGAAGACCGGCACGCAACUGGAUGACUUCACCGACGUCAACGAGGGAGAGAAGGAAGUGAUGAAGCUGUGGAACCUACAUGUCAUGAACUUCAUCGCCGACAACCAGAUGAAUCAGGCCAUCAUGCUCUUCGCGGAGAGCGUCGGCCCUCACAUCGUCCGCCGCAACCUCUGCCGCAACUUCCUCCUGCAUCUGGUCAGCAUGCACGACUUCAACCUGGUGACCACCGCCACCAUUGACCGCGCCAUGGCCCGCCUGCGACAGAUCCAGGAAGAGCUCCCGGACGCCGAGCAGGAGGAGGAGGAGGAGAAGCAGCAGGACCAGACUCUGGCUUCAGCGGCGGCCUGCAACGGCAAUGCCAUCACCUCCACUGGGGGGAAACGGGGCAAGAGGACAAAAAGCGCACUGACAGACUGAUGUAGGACGGAUGGAACAACGAUUGUCGUUUUUUUUUUUUUUUUGUUUUUUUUUCUGUUCUUGUGUUUUUUUUCCCCCCCUUCUUCAUUGAACAUUUCCAACCCUUUGGUGCUUAGAUAGGUGCAAGAACCGGAGGAUCUGACCUGAAGCAGGCUAGUAUACAAGGUAAACAAGUUUUCGGAACUUGAGAACUGAACCAAAUAUGAACGAAUAUAAAAAGUGAAACAUCUACACAAUCCAGGGAUUUGAGGACUGGCUGAUGUAAGUGGGACCUACUUAACAUGCAUUUAGUAGGAGCCACUGAAGUGUGUCUUUGGGUGAGGGAGUGAACAAACAAAGAGUCCUCUGAUGUGUCCGCGUCAGAGACCACUGCAUCCAGACUACAGUUAAAAAUGUACUUUUUAACGGCACUCUUGAUUAUUUGUACACGUACACAAUAACCUUGUUGAGAUCUUAUCCUUUUAGCUGAUUACUUUUAGCACUUGGUGUGUUUGUAUUUAGAAACCUUACUUUUUUUUUCUUCAUGCUGCGCCAAAUGUUAAAUGCGUUUCCACUGCCGUCAGUGGAGAAACUUCAGUGGGUUUGAUAUCACUGCUGUGACUGACUUUUGAUUUGAAUUGCAUACAUUUGCAGUAAAAACCGACACUAUUGGCAUCAAUGUCUAGAGUAUCUAAAGCUCGUGUUAGGACCCCCGACAUGGAUCGUGGGUUUUGCUGGUAGGUUGCCAUGACAAUAGUGAUAUACUGUAAGCAUUGGAUCCCAAAAGAGAAUAAAUUCUGAUUCGGGUCCGUGCUAAAAAAACCUACUUCAUCAGCCCUAAGCCUUCUGGCCUGCAUUGAUAAUGGCUCAAGGAAAGCCGGGGAAAUCAACUUAUUCCCAAUAUUUUAUUUACCGAAACAACCAGCAGCACGUCACCCCCAUCACCCCAUCCCCAUUCGACCAUGUUGCAAUUGCAACGUGUGUUUUGUUCUUGUUUUUAUUUUUUUCCUUCCUCGUGUGUUUUGCGAAGCUAUUGACAGAACUGUGUUUACGUGUAAUCGCAUCAAAUGUUGAGCCGUACCCCAUUCUGAAUCCAAUAAUUAACAGAUUGCAGUUCUCUUAAAGCAAUAUGCUGUUUAUUCGAUGGUUGGCUUUCAGUCUGUCUGUCCUGUUAGGUGCAGUUUAUGCCAAAGGCGAAUAUUUUCACCAGUCUCUUAGUUCUGUAUAUUAUUUAGCAUCUUUUCUUUUGUUCGUUCCAUAGCAGUAGUGUUUUGUGGUUUCAUCCGAUUUCCCUUGUGGAAAAACCAAAUUAACAAUAUAUUUUUCCCUCCUUUGCUUUUAAUGGAAGGUUUCUGUAUUCAUCUGGAGAAAGGGAGACAUAUUCACCAUUAUUAUGAAAAACACCCUGUUCAAAAUUGUCAACUGUACAUUCUGGCUAGGGGGACUUUUAUAUUUAAAGAAAUAAAAUGAAUUUGUCCUUA
Molecule: messenger RNA, 3682 nt
Organism: Anarrhichthys ocellatus (wolf-eel)
Lineage: Eukaryota; Metazoa; Chordata; Actinopteri; Perciformes; Anarhichadidae
Gene: suz12b
Product: SUZ12 polycomb repressive complex 2 subunit b
Exons: 16
Coding region: 288-2222 (644 amino acids)
Cellular component (GO): RSC-type complex; nucleus; ESC/E(Z) complex
Molecular function (GO): chromatin DNA binding
Source: RefSeq, a predicted model, not a curated record